This is a messenger RNA of Suncus etruscus (white-toothed pygmy shrew), 5157 nucleotides long. RefSeq names its product TIAM Rac1 associated GEF 2 (gene TIAM2). Gene Ontology annotation, cellular component: membrane; synapse. Bases 112 to 5154 code for a protein of 1680 amino acids. Gene Ontology annotation, biological process: small GTPase-mediated signal transduction; activation of GTPase activity; positive regulation of axonogenesis. The transcript has 26 exons. Gene Ontology annotation, molecular function: guanyl-nucleotide exchange factor activity; protein binding. The record is from RefSeq and is a predicted model, not a curated record. Lineage: Eukaryota; Metazoa; Chordata; Mammalia; Eulipotyphla; Soricidae.
GGGCUCCCCACCCCAUUGUCUUAGCCAUGCUGCCUCGCUCCCGUGACCCAGGAAGCUGAUGCCCACCACCUGCCCCAGAGCCCAGCCUGAACCGGAAGACCUCAGGUGAAGAUGGGGAACUCGGAGAGUCAGUAUACCCUCCAGGGGUCAAAAUCUCACAGCAAUUCCCUCGUUGGUGCUAAGCCAAAGCCUUGCUCGCUGAAGAUCCGCAGCCUUCAUGCCAAAGAGGAGAAGUCCCCGCACGGAUGGGGCCACGGUGCGGGCUACAAGUCCAGGGCACUGGCCCGUGGCUGCCUGUCUCACCUCAAGACCACCCAGCCCUACUCGGCCAGGCUUGACAAAAGCAGUGGCCCCGCCAAGCACAGGACCAGCGGCCUCCCUGCUGCUCUGCCCCCCAAGAACGGCUUCCUGGAGCCGGUGGCCAGCCUGAGAGAUGUCACGGCUCACCUGCACCCCUACUCUGGGCACCCUGAGAGCUUGGCGUCCACGCCACCUGAGGAGGACCGAAGCAGCCCCCGGGUGCGCAUCAAGACACUGGGCAAGGUGGACGGGUGCCUCCGGGUGGAGUUCCACAGUGGAGGCUCCCAGGACCCCCCCGGCCACUCAGAUGGGCCGGUGCAGCUGUUGCGCUACUCACCAGCCCUGGUACCUGGUGCCCCCUCGCCACCUGGUGUCUGCGCCCAAGUCCUCACGUCCCGGCCACGCUCCAGCAAGGGCAGCAGUGACCUGAGCUCUGAGUCGUCCUGGUAUGACUCGCCCUGGGGGCCUAGCGGCAGCGGUGGUGGGGAGGUGAGCGAGAUCAGUGAGUUUGAAGGCUCCUUCCCGGCCCCUGGCCUGCUGGGCACCAGCCGGCACGCCAGUCUGCAUAGCAACUUCCCCUCCCGGGACACCCCGAAACCUUUCAACCAAAGCUCUUCGCUCUCCUCCCUACGGGAUCUGUACUCCGAUGUGCCCCUGGGCCCACAGCUGUCUGAGGACUACAUGGGUCCACAGCAUGGGCUCAGCACCCGAGUGUCCUUUGCAUUCGACAUGGACAUGCCCUCGCGGGUGGGACGCGGGGAUUCCCUUGGCCAUUAUGGACCCUUCACCUCCUUCACCCUCCCGUGCCGCAAGUCUAAAGCCCUGACCGAGGACGUGUCUAAGAACUCGCUAAAGGCUCGAAUGCGUCGCAUCAGUGACUGGACUGGAAGCCUAUCCAGGAAGAAAAGGAAACUGCAGGAGCCAAGAUCCAAGGAGGGCAGCGAGUACUUUGACAGCCACUCCGAUGGCCUAAACCUGGACCCACAGGGGCCCUCGCAGUCCUGUCUGUGGUCGGCGGACUCCAUGGUUGGUCUGUCCCAGAGAAGCCAGUCAACCCAGGCCAUGGGUAGUGGCCCCCUGCGGCAGAACAUUUAUGAGAACUUUAUGCGGGAGCUGGAGAUGAGCCGGACGCACACGGAGACCGCCGACUCGUCAUCAGAGACGGCCGAGACGAGCAGUGAGUCCCUGAGCUCUUGGGAGCAGCUGGACCUGCUGUUUGAGAAGGAGCAGGGGGUGGUGCGCAAGGCCGGCUGGCUCUUCUUCAAGCCCCUCGUCACCUUGCAAAAGGAGCGGAAGCUGGAGCUAGUGGCACGCAGGAAGUGGAAGCAGUAUUGGGUGACGCUGAAAGGCUGCGCGCUGCUCUUCUACGAGACCUAUGGAAAGAACUGCUCGGACCAGGCCAGCGCUCCGAGGUGUGCUCUUCUCGCUGAGGACAGCAUCGUGCAGGCAGUGCCUGAGCACCCCAAGAAAGAGAACGUCUUCUGCCUCAGCAACGCUUUCGGCGAUGUCUACCUUUUCCAGGCCAGCAGCCAGACGGACCUGGAGAACUGGGUCACGGCCCUGCAUUCGGCCUGUGCAUCUCUGUUCGCCAAGAGGCAGGGGAAGGAGGAUACGGUCCGGCUGCUAAAGAGCCAGACCCGGAGCCUGGCCCAGAAGAUCGACAUGGACAGCAAGAUGAAGAAGAUGGCUGAGCUGCAGCUGGCUGUGGUGACGGACCCCAAGAACAGGAAAGCCAUCGAGAACCAGAUCCAGCAGUGGGAGCAGAACCUGGAGAAGUUCCACAUGGAUCUCUUCCGGAUGCGCUGCUAUCUGGCCAGCUUGCAGGGUGGGGAGUUGCCAAACCCCAAGAGCCUCCUGGCUGCUGCCAGCCGCCCCUCCAAGCUGGCCCUCGGCCGCUUAGGCAUCUUGUCUGUCUCCUCCUUCCACGCACUGGUGUGCUCCAGAGACGAGUCGGCGCUGCGAAAAAGGACGGUCUCCCUGACACAGCGGGCACGUGCCAAGAAGGGGAUCUUCUCCUCCCUCAAAGGCCUCGACACCCUGGCCAGGAAGGGCAGGGAGAAGAGACCCUCCGUCGCCCAGAUAUUCGAUUCAAGUGGCAGCCAGGGAUUUUCUGGAACUCAGCUACCUCAGAACUUCAGUCAUUCCUGUGAGGUGAAUGAACUCCUGCAUCUCCCUGGGCCAAUGGGUGAUGGCGUGGCACGAGACAGCUCGUGGGAAAUCCAGACUGAAGUUCGCUUUCAGGACAAUCAAGAAGUGACCUUAGUGAUCAAGCCAGAGCACCGAGUGGAAGAUAUUUUGACUCUCGCAUGCAAGAUGAGACAGUUGGAUCCCAACCACUACGGCCUCCAGCUUCGAAAAUCAGUUGAUGAGAACGUUGAGUACAGCAUCCCCUCACCUGAUGAUUACAUGCAAGAACAGGUUUUUGAUGAAAUCGAAGUCUUUCCUCUGAAUGUGUGUGAUGUGCAGCUCACCAAGACUGGUGCCAUGUCUGACUUUGGCUUUGCGGUGACAGCGCAGGUGGAUGAGCAGCAGCAUCUCAACCGGAUAUUUAUAAGCGAUGUUCUCCCUGAUGGCUUGGCAUAUGGGGAAGGGGUGAGGAAAGGUAAUGAGAAUAUGACCUUAAAUGGGGAAGCCAUGGCGGACCUGGAUGUGAGGCAGAUGGAAGGCCUGUUGGCUGAGAGGAGUGUGGGACUGACUCUUCUCGCCCGGCCCCCCGCUGACAAUGGGACCCUGAGCAGCACCUGCUCAGAGACUGAUCUUAUCUCAAGGGCCCAGAAAAGCCUACUGCCCCCACCAAAUCAGUCCCAGCUGCUGGAGGAAUUCCUGGAUAACUUGAAGAAGAACACCCCACAUGAUUUCAGCAAUGUCCCCGACAUCUCGACUGGCCUGAAAAGGAGCCAGACCGAUGGCAGGCUGGACCAGGUGUCCUGCAGGGAGCAGACAGAACAGACCUCCCGGAGUGCCGAGCAGAUCGCAGUGCUCUACAAGAGUUUUCAGGACCCCCAGACUGACGGCAUGGAAAGCCCGAUGGCCGGCCGGGAGCCCCCUGCAAAGCCACUAGCCCGGCACCUGUCCGAGGCCGACCGGCUCCGCAAGGUCAUUCAGGAGCUGUUGGACACAGAGAAGACCUAUGUGAAGGAUCUGAGCUGCCUCUUUGAGCUCUACUUGGAACCGCUUCAAAGCGAGGCCUUCCUGACCCAAGAUGAGAUGGAGUCUCUGUUCGGGAGUUUGCCGGAGAUGUUGGAGUUCCAGAAGGUGUUUCUGGAAACGCUAGAGGACGGGAUUGCAGCAGCGUCUGACUUCGACACGCUGGAAAUACCAGCCCAAUUUCGAAAACUUCUAUUCUCCCUGGGAGGCUCGUUCCUUUAUUAUGCAGACCACUUUAAAUUGUACAGUGGAUUUUGUGCCAACCACAGCAAAGUACAGAAGGUUCUAGAGCGAGCCAGGACGGACAUGGCCUUCAAGGCCUUCCUGGACGCGCGGAACCCCACCAAGCAACACUCGUCCACGCUCGAGUCCUACCUCAUCAAGCCCGUGCAGCGAGUGCUCAAGUACCCGCUGCUGCUCAGGGAGCUUGUGUCACUCACGGACCACGAGAGUGAAGAGCACUACCACUUGACAGAGGCUCUAAAGGCAAUGGAGAAAGUAGCGAGUCACAUCAAUGAAAUGCAGAAGAUCUACGAGGACUAUGGGACUGUGUUUGAUCAGUUGGUUGCUGAGCAGAGCGAGACUGAGAAGGAGGUAACAGAACUAUCGAUGGGGGAGCUUCUGAUGCACUCAACUGUUUCCUGGCUCAAUCCAUUUCUGUCUCUAGGAAAAGCCAGAAAGGACCUGGAGCUGACCGUGUUUGUUUUUAAGAGAGCUGUCAUCCUGGUUUAUAAAGAGAACAGCAAGCUAAAGAAGAAACUGCCCUCCAAUUCUCGGCCUGCGCAUGGUUCCACGGAUCUGGACCCGUUUAAGUUUCGCUGGCUGAUCCCCAUCUCCGCCCUGCAGGUCCGACUGGGGAACACAGCAGGGACUGAGAACAGCGCCCUCUGGGAGCUGAUCCACACUAAGUCGGAGCUGGAGGGGCGACCGGAAACCACCUUCCAGCUGUGCUGCAGUGACAGCGAAAGCAAGACGAACCUGGUCAGGGUGAUCCGGGCAAUCCUGCGGGAGAACUUCCGGCGCCACAUCAAGAAUGAGCUGGACAGGCCCUGCAAGGAGCGCCCCGGGCCCCUCAAGAACCGCGUGCCCGUGUCGGCCAAGUUAGCGUCCUCCCGGUCCUUGAAGGGCAUCAAGAACUCCUCCAGCAGCGAGGGGGCUGGAGAGCUGGGCAAGAGCAGCUCCGUGGACUCGGACGAGGGCAGCCUGAGCGGCAGCACCCAGAGCAGCAGCCACACGGCCGGAGGCGCGCAGGACCCGCACCCCACCCUGGCCCACCUCAUAGACGGGCUCAUCAAGGAAAGCGACAUCCUGAGCGAUGAGGAGGAGGAAGUGGAGGAGGAGGAAGGCGAGGAGAAAAACGGGGAGGAGGGCUCCCCUCAGACUCCCCAGCAGGGCAGCCCCACCAAGGACAUCGAGCUGCAGUUCCAGCGGCUGCGAAUCUCCGAGGCUCCUGGCUCGUCGCCACCGCCACAGCCCAAGCUGGUCCGAGGGCAUUUCUGUGCCAUCAAGCGCAAAGCCAAUAGCACCAAGCGGGACCGGGGGACACUGCUGAAGGCCCAGCUGCGCCACCAGUCCCUGGACAGUCCCUCGGAGCACGCCAGCCUGGAUCUCAGCGCCGUCCUGGACCGCGACUUCAGCGUCCAAAGCUUGGCGUCGGUGGUCAACGAGGAGUGCUUCUACGAAGCCGGGACCCACGGGAAGUCCUAGGGU